Messenger RNA from Pseudocercospora fijiensis CIRAD86, 710 nucleotides. RefSeq lists its product as uncharacterized. NCBI's taxonomy places the organism in Eukaryota, Fungi, Ascomycota, Dothideomycetes, Mycosphaerellales, Mycosphaerellaceae. The transcript has a single exon. The record is from RefSeq and is a predicted model, not a curated record. Bases 15 to 596 code for a protein of 193 amino acids.
CUGUAUUGCUAUGCAUGCAUUGGCGGACUGCCUUGGGACAGCUUCAACGAGCUAUUCAGGUGAGUGAGAUGACUCUCGAUUAUCUAGGUAGUAACAGCUCUGUUGACGUAGAACCAGAUGUCGCGCUCCUGGAGCUUAUACAGAAGGCUGAAAGUAUCUCCACGCCAACUUCACCAAUAGAGCCCUUAAUGGCGCGCGAAGAAGAAUACCCAUGUACGGAGUGCGGUGAAGAGCGAACACGGCGAGGCUCAAUCGUCGCAGACCCAACUCAAGCCAAUGCUGGUAGGUCCCGGUAUGCAUGCACGAACCAGAAAUGCCGCAGAGGAAGGAACACGCGACAUGAGUACGUGUGGCAUAUCUGGGAAGUCCAUGGUGAAAGUCCAGUUUGUGAUUGUGGUCUGCUGAGUCGACAGGGGAUGUUCUUGAGCAGAUCGGGUACUGGCCGGACUGGAUACGGGUUUUGGGAAUGUGCUUAUGGUACUUGCAAGUACUUCUCGACAGAUCGAAAAGGUCGAUCGGUGAUUAACGGUGAAGUGAAGAAGGCCAACGUAGAGCAAUUCAUUCCGUGGUCGGCAAGCGUGACAAAUGUGACAUGAUCAGUCAGUCAGCUUUUGCCAGCAGGAAGUUUAGGAACCAGCGGCAGAGAUGUUGUGCAGAUCAUAAGUCUCACUUCUUCAGUCUUCUUCCACAGCAACCUCAUCCGUAUCGCC